Molecule: messenger RNA, 711 nt
Organism: Helicoverpa zea (corn earworm)
Lineage: Eukaryota; Metazoa; Arthropoda; Insecta; Lepidoptera; Noctuidae
Product: gamma-glutamylcyclotransferase-like
Exons: 3
Coding region: 1-615 (204 amino acids)
Molecular function (GO): gamma-glutamylcyclotransferase activity
Source: RefSeq, a predicted model, not a curated record
AUGUCAUUAAUCCAAAUUUUAGUUAUUGCUUACGUUGUGAAAUUAUUAAAUUUUGCCCUUUGCUGUAUGAUGCUCCAUGCCUCUAAAGACUACUUUCUUUAUUUCGCUUAUGGCAGUAAUUUGUUAAAAAGGAGAAUACAUAUAAAUAACCCCUCUGCGGUAUUUUUAGGCGUUGGACGUCUUGACAAAUACAAACUAGAUUUCGUUCCGGGACCGUACGUAAAGUUAUGGGGAGGAGCAGUGGCUACCAUAGUGCCCAAUGACAAAGAACAUGUUUGGGGAGCUGUUUGGAGAAUGCAGAGCGAUGCUCUUGUUACAUUAGAUAAGCAAGAAGGAGUCGAGAUCAAGCAAUACUUUGCAAAGACCGUGGACGUGCAUAUUGACAAUGGGAAAAAGGCCAAAUGUCGGACUUAUCAACACUUAACUACCCCUCCAAUCCUCGACUCGUUGACAGCUCUUCCUGAAGACAGAAGACCAUCGAUCACAUACAAAAAAUGUAUUAUCAAUGGCGCUAUUGAAUGCAGUAUACCAGAAGAAUAUAUUGCUAAGUUAAAACACAUACCUGAUAACGGAAACUACGCCAGUGACGAGAUCAGAAAGCGAUUAAAAUUUUAGUAAACUAAUGUAAAUUCAUCCAAGUAUUUAAGUUAUUGAGAGAUCAAUGUUGUGCUCUUUUUGAAAUUAUUAUUGUUUUGCAAGUAUGCAAAAUAA